AUGAGCGCGCCGCGGGAAAUCGGGACUUUCGUGGUGUGGGACUACUUGGUAUUCGCCGGGAUGCUGCUCAUCUCUGCUGCCAUCGGCGUUUACUAUGCCUUCGCUGGGGGUGGCCAGCAGACCUCCAAGGACUUCCUAAUGGGAGGCCGGAAGAUGACCGCCGUGCCUGUGGCGUUGUCCCUCACCGCCAGCUUCAUGUCUGCGGUCACGGUCCUUGGGACUCCCUCGGAGGUCUAUCGCUUUGGGGCCAUAUUCACCAUCUUUGCCUUCACUUACGCCUUAGUGGUCAUUCUCAGCGCCGAGAUCUUCCUGCCAGUCUUUUACAAGCUGGAAAUUACCAGCACCUACGAGUAUUUAGAGCUUCGUUUUAAUAAACACGUUCGCCUCUGUGGAACUAUUCUAUUCAUUGUUCAAACGAUUCUGUAUACUGGAAUUGUUAUUUAUGCUCCAGCUCUUGCUUUGAAUCAAGUUACUGGAUUUGAUCUGUGGGGCGCGGUCGUUGCCACUGGGGUGGUCUGCACUUUCUACUGUACAAUGGGUGGCCUCAAAGCUGUUGUCUGGACAGAUGUUUUCCAAGUUGGCAUCAUGGUAGCAGGAUUUGCAUCCGUGAUCAUACAGGCUGUUGUGGUUCAAGGUGGGAUUAACAAUAUUCUAAAUGAUUCCUAUCAUGGAGGAAGACUGAACUUCUGGGACUUCAAUCCAAGUCCUUUGCAAAGACAUAGUUUUUGGACAAUCAUUAUUGGCGGGACCUUCACGUGGACCUCCAUCUAUGGUGUUAACCAAUCCCAAGUCCAGCGGUACAUUGCCUGCAAAAACAGAUUCCAUGCAAAACUGUCUCUUUAUAUAAAUCUCAUAGGACUCUGGGCAAUUCUCACCUGUGCAGUAUUCUGUGGGCUUGCCCUUUAUUCAAGGUACCAUGACUGUGAUCCUUGGACAGCGAAGAAAGUGACGGCCCCUGACCAGGUUCAGUACUAUUAGAUACUUAACAUUUUAUGGGAUUAUAAACAAUGUUUAAAUUUAUUUAAAAAAUAAAAGAUUUUCCUUUCUUUCUCCAGCACAGUGUCAUCCAGCAUCAAUGCCUUAGCUGCAGUAACAGUGGAAGAUCUUGUCAAACCUCACUUCCGGUCACUUUCAGAAAAGACUCUGUCUUGGUUUUCAAAAGGAACAAGCGUGCUGUAUGGAGCCCUGUGCAUUGGAAUGGCAGCCCUGGCAUCGCUCAUGGGAGCCUUGUUACAGGCAGCACUAAGUAUCUUUGGCAUGAUUGGUGGGCCACUUUUGGGCUUGUUUUCUCUGGGCAUCUUGGUCCCCUUUGCCAACUCAAUUGGGGCAUUUGUAGGACUCACUGCUGGAUUUGUCAUUUCCCUUUGGGUUGGAAUUGGAGCUCAACUUUAUCCUCCCCUUCCAGAGAGGACUUUACCUUUGAGCCUUGUUACUGAUGGUUGUAACACUACCAGCUUAGAUCAGCAGGGGAACUGGACAAUGGCUACCACGGAAAUGCCAUUUUCUACGAGUGCUUUUCAAAUUCACAAUGUUGAAAGAACUCCCCUAAUGGAUAACUGGUAUUCCUUAUCAUAUCUGUACUUCAGCACCGUUGGAACACUGGUCACUCUAUUUGUGGGAAUAAUUGUUAGCCUCCUAACAGGAGGAAGAAAACAGUGUGUAGAUGACAGAUUCCUACUGACAAAAGAAGACUUUUUAUCCAACUUUGACUUUUUAAAGAGGGAGAAGCUAAUUUUAAACCACGAACCUUAUGCAAUGGAAGAUGGUGGCACUUUUAACCCUGCCUACAACCACAUUGAAAUGACCUUCACAGAAGGGAAUGGAAAGACCUAUCGGCCACAUUUCUGAGGCAGCUCUCAGCCUGGAUGAACUUGAAUGCCUUGAUGUUUUUUACAUUUUUUUCUAAGAUGAUUGCAUUGUCUUUAGACUUUGUUUUAGAAUACCUCUGACAUUUUUGUACCUUCUGUUGACUGGAUAAACCUAACCAAGUCACUGUACCCAGUGCUCUAAAUAACUCUCUAUAAGACUGUAAGGUACAAAGAAGAUGCUGACCUGCAUUGGGAGAGAGUUUCCUCACUUGGGAGUUCCCUAUGCCAAUGAAAUCACAGGCCAGUCUUUAUCCCUAUCCCUAUAUCUAUACACUUUCGGAUCCACUUUGACUAAUGUGGCAGCACUUCUGGGCUUUUGAUCAUGUCUCAUCCUAGUAU
This is a messenger RNA of Gracilinanus agilis (Agile Gracile Mouse Opossum), 2207 nucleotides long. RefSeq names its product sodium-coupled monocarboxylate transporter 1-like. The record is from RefSeq and is a predicted model, not a curated record. Gene Ontology annotation, biological process: propanoate transmembrane transport; sodium ion transport. NCBI's taxonomy places the organism in Eukaryota, Metazoa, Chordata, Mammalia, Didelphimorphia, Didelphidae. Gene Ontology annotation, cellular component: membrane. The transcript is spliced from 15 exons. Gene Ontology annotation, molecular function: organic acid:sodium symporter activity.